Molecule: messenger RNA, 999 nt
Organism: Musca domestica (house fly)
Lineage: Eukaryota; Metazoa; Arthropoda; Insecta; Diptera; Muscidae
Product: syntaxin-4
Exons: 7
Coding region: 16-921 (301 amino acids)
Biological process (GO): vesicle fusion; intracellular protein transport; vesicle-mediated transport
Cellular component (GO): membrane; SNARE complex; endomembrane system
Molecular function (GO): SNARE binding; SNAP receptor activity
Source: RefSeq, a predicted model, not a curated record
AAAAGAAAACGCAUCAUGAUCAAAGACCGCUUAAAGGAACUGAAAGGGAUUGCAUCCAAUGGAGAUACAUCAGAAGUCGAUGGGGCAGAGGAUUAUGUUUGUGUCGAUUUGCCCACUGAAAAAGGUCCCUCGUUUAUUGAACCAUUAAUUAAAAGGUAUGUCGACAUUUUAAAGGAAUUUGAGCUAAUGAGAGAAAAUAUCAACAAAUUAAAAUCCAUGUUGGAAGCGAAAAACUCUCACCUAUUCAAUGAGGAUGAAUUCACUAAAGUUCGCCAGACAAACCUACAAAUUAGCAAUCGUUUGAUAGAUCGAUUUAAAAAACUUGAAUCGAAGCUUCCCAAGGCAAAUGAUUUUCGAACUCAGGCCCGCAUGCAAAGAGCUCUUUACUAUGGAUAUUUUCACGAAUAUGCUGUGUUGUGGACCCAACACGAAGAGGUUCUGCAAAAGUACGAACACAAUUUGAAGAGAAAUCUACAAAUGCAGUCGAAAAUUUUGAAUUGUAACCUGACUGAUGAGGAAAUUGAAACUUUGAUUGAAAACAAACAAACUAGUCUGUUAAUGGAUAAUAUUUUAGCCGACACCGAGGAGACCAAAAAACAACUAAAAGAAAUAAAAGAUCGUUUAGACGAUCUAUUGAAAUUGGAGAAAUCCAUCGGCGAAGUACAUGGAUUAUUCUUGCGUCUACAGAAUUUGGUUGUGGAACAGGGUGAAGUAAUGCAAAGCAUUGAAAAACAUUUUGAUGAUGCUCGUGACCAUAUCGCUGAGGGUAAUGCACAGAUUAAGAUAGCCGUUGCUCUGCGCAAGAGAAAUAUUGUUACCAAAACUAAAUUAAUUAUUAUUGGUGGAAUUUUGUUGCUGCUUAUCUUGCUGUACAUCAUCAACAGUUUCCACUGUUUUAUGUUCUGCAAGAAAAAGAAAUAAUCAACGAGGAUCAUGCUAUGAUUAUUGACAAUUCUGUAGACAUUAAGAAAGCGAGAAUAAACGAUUUUUAAAAAAUAA